Messenger RNA from Drosophila busckii, 3909 nucleotides. Its product is annotated as neural cell adhesion molecule 2. The coding region runs from base 415 to 3216 and encodes 933 amino acids. Lineage: Eukaryota; Metazoa; Arthropoda; Insecta; Diptera; Drosophilidae. Gene Ontology annotation, molecular function: protein binding. The record is from RefSeq and is a predicted model, not a curated record. The transcript has 16 exons.
CUUGGCCAAUUAAGUGUGGCUUUGUGUCUUUAAACUCAUCUGCAUGCCUCACUAGCCAGGCCAGUCAGCAGCAGCAGCAGCUUUAACAAACUAAACAGCAAAUUGGUUGCUACAUUAACUCAGACUAAUAACAAUAAAAAACUAACAACAAUAUGAGCACAGCAGCGCAUUGAAUCAAAUCCAAUACUAAUCGAAAUCGCAUUGUUGGAAAAUACAAAAGUAUGCCUUUGCCAUUUGCCACUUGCCCUCGCCGCUUGGCCACAAUGGAAGCAGCAGCAGCAGCAGCGCCAAUGAAAUGUUUAUCUCAAUUAAUAUGUGAAAGACAAACAAUUUAACAAGCGCGCACACACGGCUCACAACAACGAACACGCAUACGCCACAUACGCCAGCAUCCACAACAAUACGCAACGCGCAAUGCGCAACAUGCGGCGGCAGCCAAAGCACUCCAAGAGAAAAGCAGUAAACAGCACAAUGCAGCAGCAUCAGCAGUCGGCACCCUGGAGCUUGUUAAUCUGCUGCUGGCUUUUGCUCAGCUGCAGCUGCAAUCAGGUGCUGAGCUCUUACCUGGAGCCCGACGAGCUUAUACACGAACUGGAUCGCCCAGUGCCGCUGACAUCGGUGCAAGGCGUGCUUGGCCGUCAGGCCAUGCUGCCUUGCGAUAUAACGCCGCUGGAGCGCGACGAUGCCGUCUAUAUGGUGCUCUGGUUCCGCGAGGGCGACGGCGAGCCCAUUUACAACUUUGAUGUGCGUGGCCGUCAGUUUGGGCAGGCGCGUCUUUGGUCCUCGCCGCUGGCCUUUGGCACGCGCGCACAUUUCAGCAGCACCUCGCACCCGGCGCAGCUGAAAAUCGACAAUGUGCGCAUCGAGGAUGAGGGCGUCUAUCGCUGUCGCGUGGACUUUCGCAACUCGCCCACGCGCAAUCUUAUGAUAAAUCUCACUGUCAUCGUGCCACCCGACCGACCCAUAAUCUAUGAGCCCAACCGGCACGACAAGACCAGCAAUGUGGAGUCCUUCAACGAGGGCAACGACAUUGUGCUCGUCUGCGAAGUUUCCGGCGGUCGUCCACGUCCGAAUGUUACUUGGUAUCUGGACAACACGGUCAUCGAUGAGUCCUUUGAUCAGCGCGCAGACGGCAAGACUAUCAAUCACUUGUCCUAUCCCAACAUUGGCAGGCAGCACCUGAACGCGCGUCUCGUGUGCGUUGCCAGCAAUACAAAUCUCAUGCCACCGAACAACAAAGUUGUUAUCCUGGACGUCAAUUUGAAACCAGUUGCUGUGCAUAUACUGACCAAGGAUCGCUUUGUCUCCGCCGAUCGCACCUAUGAUAUUGAAUGCAAGAGUUCGGGCUCGAAGCCAGCGGCGGUAAUCAGCUGGUGGAAGGGUAAUAAGCAGCUCAAGAAACAAACCAAAAAUUUUAAUGAGCCAGACAAUCAAUCCUUAAGUAUACUGACGUUCACGCCCAGUCGCGAGGACGAUGGCAAAUAUUUAACAUGUCGGGCAGAAAAUCAAUUCAUCGAUGGCAGCUCCAUAGAGGACAAAUGGCGUCUCAUUGUGCACUACCAACCCACCACCAUGCUAAAGAUGGGCUCCUCACUCAAUCCGGACGACAUUAAGGAAGGCGACGAUGCCUACUUCGAGUGUAUUGUGCAAUCGAAUCCCAAGCCCUACAAGAUGUCCUGGUUCCACAACGGCAAGGAGCUGCAGCAUAACAUCAGCGUGGGCAUUAUAUUAUCGGAUCAGUCGCUGGUGCUGCAAAGCGUUUCCCGCGCCUCCGCUGGCGACUACACUUGCCUCGCCGUCAACUCCGAGGGCAAAGGCCUUAGUAAUCCGGUUACAUUGCGCAUACGCUACGCACCCAUGUGCGCCAUUGAGCACGAGGAGCUGCUGGGCGCGCUGAAGCACGAGACGCUUUCGCUCAAGUGCGAAGUGGACGCCUCGCCGCCCGCCGACUCCUUUCACUGGACCUUCAACUCAUCCGGCGAGCAGACAGAGCUGCCCGCACGCCUGCACUCCAGCGAGACGGGCAUGUCACGCUUGAACUACACGCCCAGCACGGAUCUGGACUACGGCACCAUAAGCUGCUGGGCCAAGAACUCCAUUGGCAUGCAGAAGAGUCCCUGCGUGUUUCAAAUUGUAGCCGCAGGUCGCCCAUUUCCGCUGCAGAACUGCACGGUAAACAAUCAGUCCAUGGACUCGCUGCAGGUGGACUGCAUCGAAGGUUUCGAUGGUGGCUUGCCGCAGAGCUUUAUGCUGGAGCUGGUGGAGCUGAGUACACUGCGUCUGGCCAGGAACAUGACAGUUGUGCACACGCCUGUGAACUUUAUGAUUGAUAAUCUGGAUGCGGCGGCCACAUAUCGCAUGAUUAUAUUCGCCGUCAAUGCCAAGGGGCGCUCGGAGCCAACAAUAAUCGAUGACAUUAAUUUCAAGGGCGUGGCUAAGCUCACAAGCAGCUCCACGGGCCUAACGAUGCCGCUUUCACCAUUUCUGGCCGGCCUAACGCUCUUCUGUGGCCUGCUCUUUGCCAUAUCCUGCAUUAUACUGGCCGCCAUCUAUAGAAGAUAUUCAAAUCGCCACAACGAUAACAAUCUCAAAGCUGUGAAGCACACACAAUUGGCCAUACCGCCAGCUGACUGCCAGCUGGAUCCAUUGCAGCCAAAUGGGCAGCCAGGCAUAGGACAGCAGGAGCAGCACCACUCGAGUCAGCAUCAGCCACAACAGCAGCAGCAGCAGUCGCACCUGCUGCCAAUUAAUUGUGAUAAUCGUAAUGCGGUCGAUUGCGGCAACUUGAGCGAGGUGAACGUAGAGGGUGGCACUCGCCACCAGCUGUCCAUGGGCAAUGAUACACUGCGCUCCACGGCGCGCAGUCGAGCCAAUGCCAGCGCACAACUGCUGGGCGGCGAUCCGGCCGACAUAGACGAUACAGAUCCAGACGUUAUACCCAAUCAGUAUGAAAAACGACCGCUUAAAGCGCUGGUCGCCUCGCCAGGCUUUGCCAGCUCCUCGACGCGACUGAUGCAGCGUGAUUACAGUCGAGAAGCAGCAGAGAGCGGUGGCCUCGUUGGCCUGGGAGCUGCGGAGGCCAGCAGCAUUGGCCUGCUGAGCAGCGGCUCAGGCAACGAAGUGUUCCACUAUACCUUCCGCCCAAGUAAACAAAUCGAACUGCACUGCUCCAGACCCAAACGACUGCGAGUUCGAGUGCGCGAGUCUCAUUUGUGAGCUGAAAACCAAGUUGAGAGCUCUCCUACUCUUCGAAAGUAUUAUCAAGUUAAUUUAAUUUCAAUUACUUACCUGCUGAAUUAAGCACAUACAUAGUAUAUAUGAACUAGACUAAGCAACUAGCACACUAAGUUUAAUUUAAAUGUAUAUAGCUCCUAGUUUAACUGAAAGUAGCUGGGCUUGAGCAUUUACUGUCUUCACAUGCGCGUAGAGUGAAUAUUUAAUUGGAAUUUAUUAAGUUUAAUUAACUGUACAUAAACGAAAUACUUAUGCAUUUAGUAUAAACUAAUUAACCAAAAUAUAGUCAAGCAAAACUAGAACAAUUGACCCACAAAACAAAAGAAAAUGAAAACUUUGCGUACAUAUUCAUCUGUGUCCUCACCAAUAAUGGUACUAGGUUUAACAAUUGGCUAUAAUCUCAACAGACUUCCUAACUAUAUAUAUAUGUAUGCAUAGUAUAAAUGUAUAUUCUACUUAUGUACGCUUCGUUUUCGAGUGUGUGCAGUAGAGUUAACGAUAAAUGUUUUGAAGUAUGAAUGUCUUAGUAAAUUUAUGGCCAAUAUAUAUAUUUUAAGCUUAAGCUACAAGCAUAAAUUAUGAUAUAUGAACAUAGCAAAGUUAGUCUAAAUACACUCGAAUAGUUAUUUGAGCAAAUUACUAUAAAUGAAAUAUACAUAAAUGAAUGAUUGAAUA